Molecule: messenger RNA, 1203 nt
Organism: Mesorhabditis spiculigera
Lineage: Eukaryota; Metazoa; Nematoda; Chromadorea; Rhabditida; Rhabditidae
Source: the annotation of a GenBank genome assembly
AUGACCUUCAAGGCGGUGGUGCUGGUUGGGGGACCGCUGAAAGGUACCCGCUUCCGUCCCCUCUCCCUACAACUUCCCAAGCCACUCUUCCCCAUUGCCGGGGUGCCACUCAUUGAGCAUCACAUCGAUAGACUAUCACAGCUGACCGGGCUGACGGAGGUGAUCCUCAUCGGCUUCUACCCGCCCGAGCAGUUCACCGAGUUCACCGAGCGAUGCCAAGGGCAGUAUCGCAUUCCGAUUGGAUAUGUGCGAGAGCCGCAGCCGAUGGGCACUGCUGGAGGAGUAAUCUACUUCCGCGACCAAAUCCUUGCCGGCAGCCCAGAUGCGGUAUUCCUCAUCAACGCCGAUGUUUGCGGCGACCUGCCGAUCCCAGAAAUGGUCGAUUCGCUGACGAAACUGUCUCCACAGGCAAAGUGCCUGCUCUUGACCACGGAGGCCACCCGGGAACAAUCGAUCAAUUUCGGAUGUGUGGUGAUCGGGCCUAAUAGCCAGGUCCUGCACUACGUCGACAAGCCCACGACUUUCCUCUCAACGCACAUCUCCUGUGGUGUUUAUUUGAUGCGUCCUGAUGUCAUUAAGGAAUUGGCCUCGUCAAACGGCGGCACAUGCUGGUUCGAGACGGAGGUAUUUCCGGAGAUGGCUUCUCAAGGCACGCUUUUUGCCCUACACACGACUCGCUGGUGGAGCCAGACGAAAACAGCCGCGGCCGUCCUCUACGCAAACCGCCACUAUCUACGCCUGUUCAAGCAUCGAUACGCAGCGAGGCUCUGCUCGAGCCGGGCCAAUAUUAUUGGCGAUGUUUUCAUCGAUCCCAGCGCUGAGGUCGACCCCACUGCCACAAUCGGCCCAAACGUCAGUAUCGGGCCGAAUGCGAAAGUUGGCAAGGGUGUCCGCAUCAAGGAAUCGAUAAUCCUGCCGGAAGUGACAAUCGAUGAGCACGCUUGCGUCAUGAAUUCGGUGGUCGGAUGGCGUUCGGCGGUCGGCGCUUGGGCUAGGGUUGAGGGCAUUCCACUUGCCCCCAAUCCGAACGUGCCUUUCGCCAAGUUGGAGAACAAGCCAUUGUUUUUGGAUGAUGGUCGCCUAACCCCGUCGGUGACAAUCCUGGGUAGCGAUGUGACCGUCGCCGCCGAGACGAUCGUGCUCAACUGUGUGGUACUCCCCUAUAAGGAGUUGAGUGGCAGCCUCAAAAAUCAGAUUAUCCUG